GAGGCGUUGCCGCCUCCACCGGCGCCGCCACUCUUCCUGAAAUGGCAGACUCAACCCUGUUCCCUUUCCAACCCCAAGACCAAAAUGACUUCAACUUGGACGACGAAGAUCUCCUGGACACAGAGGAUCUGUUUUCGGACCCCGUAAUUUGGCAAGUUUGCAACGAUUUAACCGCAAACUCACCGCCACUCAACCCUGCCUUCCUCCAACCAUUGGCUCAGUAUAACUGCGCUUGCUGUCAAAUCCUUCGAGAGAUCACUCACACCAAUGGUGAUUUCAAUCAUUUUCUUUCUCAAUUCACUUCAUCCCAUUUCCACCGUUUUCAAUUUGUUACUUUGAUUUUUUGUAGGCGUGAACCUGAAGCGGCUGGAGAUUCAUGGAGUGUUUGGGAUAAUCACUCACGCUCUUCUCGGAAUUUAUGACUGUGGCUCGUCUUUGCAGACCCAAGAUUCCCAAAUGUUCGAUUUUCACAAGGAGAGCACGGUGGCAGUGAAGAAUUUCUUGGUGGAGUAUUACGAGGUUUGUAGACGAGAAGGGUACAGUCCGAUGCAAGAUCCUCUCUCGACGUUCUAUGAAGCUCUUAGUGUUGGAUUCAACCAACCAGAUAACACGCCUCAUUUUCUUCAAUUUGCACCGGAUAUAACAGGUGAUUAUCAAAGUGAGCAGUUGAAUGAAGCAGGAGGAUCCAUGAAGAUCCCCCUUGCAAUGCAGAGGGAAAGGACUCGGAAUCUGGGGAUCAAUGACUUUGUAGAAUACUUUCAUCUUCCGAUCGAAGAAGCUGCUCGAAGAUUGAAUAUAUGCCCGACAGUCAUGAAGAAGAUCUGCAGAAAGAAUGGUGUCUUAAGGUGGCCUUAUAGAAAGAUAAAAAGCGUUGAGAGAAAAAUAUCAAACUCUGAGAAGGCUACAGAAGAAAGUGCAGGUGAAGAAAAAGCCAAGGCUUUAGAGGAACUACAGCAAUACAAGAUACAACUAAGUAACAUUUAUGCAGAAUUCACAAAGUAGCAUUCUUAU
Molecule: messenger RNA, 1011 nt
Organism: Salvia hispanica
Lineage: Eukaryota; Viridiplantae; Streptophyta; Magnoliopsida; Lamiales; Lamiaceae
Source: RefSeq, a predicted model, not a curated record